CAUUUGUUUCCUCUUUUUUUUUUCUCCUCCUUUUUCCAUAAGACCCCACACGAUUGUUCUUAAAGAAAUUAGUAGCAUCCUUCAAGAGCCUAAAUCCUUGUUAUAAACAAUUCCAUACCAUUUUCAUCCACGAGACAUCUUCAUAAUCCUCCUUUUCAAACCUUAAACACUUACCAAUUCUUCCUUACCUUUACUUUCCACCCACUUGAAAAGCAAUGGCAGAUGCAAUUCUCUCCGGCGUUGCUGUGGAAAUCAUUAAUAAGCUGGCUUCUCAUGCUCGUCAAGAGACUAGGCUGUGGCGGGAUGUCAAUGAGGAGCUUGAGAAACUCAGGAUGCUAGUCUCAACAAUCCAAGCUGUGCUUGUUCAUGCAGAGGAGCAGUAUUCACAGAGUCCACAAGUCAAAGUUUGGGUUGAUUUACUAAAAGAAGCAUUUUACGAUGCUGAUGACUUAUUAGAUGAGUUCUACACCGAUGUUUUACUGAAGCAGAUGAUGACUGGCAACAAAAUGGUGAAGGAGGUAUGCUUGUUCUUUUCAAGCUCAAACUCAUUUGCUCAUGGUCUUAAAAUGGCUCAUAAGAUUCAGAAAGUUAGAAGUAAAUUAGAUGAGAUUGCUGAAAAUAAGAAGUUUCACUUAGAUAAGCUCCCUGAGAAGACAUUUCCUAUGAUUGGGGAAAGAGAGCAAACUCACUCAUCUUUACCUCAAUUAGUUGUUGGUAGAGAAGAUGAUAAGAAGAAAAUCAUUGAUUUUCUUCUGUCCUCUAGUCAUGGGGAGAAUGUGUCAAUCAUUUCCAUUGUGGGUAUUGGAGGCUUAGGAAAGACAACACUUGCUCAAUUUGCAUAUAAUGAUGAGACGGUGAAAUCAAAUUUUGAGCUCAAAAUUUGGGUGUGCAUUUCUGAAAAUUUUGAUGUAAAAAUAAUUGUUGAAAAGAUUUUGGAGUCUCUUGAUGGUGAGAAGCCUAAAAAUCUUGAAAUGAAUACCUUGAAAGAUCUUCUUCAUGAGAAGAUUAAUGGAAAAAAAUAUUUACUUGUUUUGGAUGAUUUGUGGAAUGAGGAUUCCGAAAAAUGGUUUCACUUGAAAGAUUUGUUAGUUGGAGGCAGAAGAGGAAGCAAAAUAAUAGUGACUACACGUCUUAAAAAUGUUGCAGAAAUGAUAGGAUCAACAAAAACACAUGAUUUACAAGGCCUACUUAUUGAUGAUUCUUGGUCUUUAUUUGCAAAUAUGGCCUUUAAACAAGGGGAAGUUAUUAGCCUAGACCAUGAGAGAAUUGGAAAAGAAAUUGUGGCAAAGUGUGUUGGAGUCCCUUUAGCCAUAAGAGUGAUAGGUCGUUUAUUGUAUUCUAAAAAUACAAUAGAUGAGUGGCAAAACUUUAAAGAAAAAGAGCUUCUAAAUAUGAAUGAAGGGGGAAAUAGUAUUAUGCAAACUCUCAGAUUGAGUUAUAAUUAUCUACCUUCUCAUUUAAGGUGUUGCUUUGCUUAUUGUAGAUUAUAUCCAAAAGAUUAUAAAAUUAACAUUUCGUAUCUGGUGAGCCUUUGGAUGGCACAAGGAUUCAUUAAAUCAUCAAAUUCAGAACAAAGUAUUCAAGAUAUAGGUUUAAAAUAUUUUAAGGAUCUUUCAUGGAGGUGCUUCUUUCAAGAAGUAGAAAAAGAUAAGUUGGGUAAUUUAUGGAGUUGUAAAAUGCAUGAUUUAAUGCAUGAUCUUGCCGCACAAGUAGUAGGGGAUGAAAUCAUUUUAUUAAGUUCAGAUGCAAAGUGUGUUGAAAAAAAAACUCGACAUUUAUCAAUUGAUUUUGAAGUUGAGUCAUGGCAAAAUGUUGCAAGUUGCUUACCUAAUGUGUCAAAGGUGAGAACAUUUACAUCAUUUAAUUGGUCAAAAAAGCAUGACAUUAAAGAAGUAGAAUGUGGUGAAAUUUUUUCCAAAUUAAGUCGUGUAAGGGUAUUAAAUUUGCGUGGUUUGGGAAUUAAGAAAGUGCCACGCUCCAUUGAUAAAUUGAAGCACGUAAGGUUUCUCGAUCUUUCUGAUAACGAAUGCAUUGAAAUCCUUCCUGAUUCCAUUAUUAAACUCCAAAACCUGCAAAUUUUGUACCUAACCAACUGUGAAAGGCUUAAACAGUUUCCUAAGCACAUUAAAAAGUUGGUCAAUCUCCAGAACCUUUACCUUCAGGGAUGUGUUAGUUUGACUCAUAUGCCACUUGGGAUUGGUGAACUAACUUCCCUUAAGAAUUUAUCAGCAUUCAUGGUGACCAAAGACAACAGUGUCUCCAGACAUAGCGGUGGACUUGGUGAAUUACGUGACUUGAACAAUCUGGGAGGAAAUCUAGAAAUCAUGAAUCUACUGUAUGUGAAAAAUGCAACAUCCGAAUUUAAGGCAGCCAAUUUGAAAGAGAAGCAACACCUUCAAACCUUGAGAUUAUCAUGGAAAUUGGGCGAUCCCUAUGAUAAUAAUAGUGAUAGUGGUCCAGAUGAUGUUGAAAAUGAUGAAGAAAUGUCAUUAGAAGAGCUGCGGCCACACCUUAAUCUAAAAUGGUUGAUUGUGUUUGGGUGCGGAAGACUCUUGUUUCCAAGCUGGAUUUCUUCCCUUACUAAUUUGGUGGAACUUCGAAUUGAUAACUGUAAAAAAUGCCAGCAUUUUCCACCGUUGGAUCAGUUCCCUUCACUUGAAUGUUUGACGAUUGAGGAUUUGACUGAUCUGGAGUUCAUAGAGAGUGGGAUUAAUUGCGACAAUGCAUUAUUCUUCCCUUCCUUAAACAAACUCUGGCUAGAAAAUUGCCCAAAUCUGAAGGGAUGGAGGAGAGAUACAUCCACGCCUCAGUUGCUUCAAUUUCACCGUCUUUUUUAUUUGGAAAUCAGGUCUUGCCCUAACCUCACUUCAUUGCCUCUCAUUCCAUCUGUCCAACAUUUGGGAUUGAUAAAUGCCAGCAAGAAGUCAUUGGAGGACAUACUGAAGAUGAAGAUUUCGGUGUCACAAUCUAUCUCUUCUUGUUCUUCGAUUUCCCCUUCUCAAUUGACAAUUCUGCAUAUCGAGGGAAUUGAGGAUCUAGAAGUUCUGCCGGAGGAUUUGUGGCAUCUACCCUCCCUUGAGGGUCUUGUCAUCAAGGCUUGUGAGGAGCUCGAUUUAUCUGAUGAUAUGCAGUGGCAGUACCUUAGAAGCCUCCGGGAGUUUCAAUUGAUAAAUUUGAACAAACUGGCGUCCCUCCCAAAGGGACUUCAGCAUGUUCCCACUCUACGCAAACUCUCAAUUGAAAGUUGUCCUAAUUUGAAAUCUUUACCAGAGUGGAUGGAAAGCCUCACCGCAAUAGAAGCUCUCUGGAUUGAAGAAUGUCCUCAACUGUCAGAAAGAUGCAAAAACAUUUUGGGUGCUGAUUGGCCCAAGAUUGCUCACAUCCCAAGUAUUAGUGUUGACAAUGCAUGGAUUCAACUGGAUGGCUGCUAAAACAUUGAUCAGAAGAAUGAGAGAUACCUUGCAAUAUUCUCCCUUAAAUCUCAAAGCAGUUGUUAAUAGAUGCUGAACAAUUGGUGUGUAACCAUGACAAUAUCUAGUAAUUUCAUUACUUUAAUUAAUUUCAGUAUCAUUUUUUUCUCUCUCUGUCGUCCAGAUGCUUUAGGAUGGGAAUUCAUUGAGUAGCUUCAUAAAUGAAAUUUCGAUGAAGGGCAUUGUCAUUUAUCAACUUCAUCUACGAGUUUGUACUACUCUGCACAUUCCUUUUGUAAGUUAAAUCAAUAGCCUGCCUUAAUUAUUCGGCACUUACCUGCUUGUCAGCAAGUAUUCACUCUUGAUUAGAAAACUUAAGACCACGAUUCCUACUUAAUUUUUUAAUUUGGUUUUCUUGAUUCUCUAGUUUUAACUGGAGUUGCCACUGUGAAGAAGUCCCAUAAUUCCUUGCAGUUUUAGCUUCUACACUUUGCAAGAGAAUUGGUUUUUCUAAACAUAAACUGGCAAGCUGGUGAGUGCCUCACUUGAUAAAAUGAACCUCCAUAUAUUCAAAUUUUUAGCUGAAGCAUGAUUUGUUGUUCUCAAAAUGAAACGCAGUGUCUAUUUCUAAAUGUUAUCUUGUUGUUCAUUGUGAAUUUGAUGUCGUUACCUCAGGGGACGCCCAAACUCACCUCAAAGCAGUUGUCGUAGACCUUGAUGUUGACAAUUGGUGAGCUAACUAUGACAGUCUCGCAUAGUUAAUUAAUUUCAUUUGCAAGGUUUUAUUUCUAGCUUCUUAAUUUUUUUUUUUUUUUGGGCUCUUUUUUUGCAUUGAACAAUUAACAGCUUGUAAACUGGAGGAUGGGAAUCAUUGUGAUGAGGGUCAUUGUCAUCCAUGAACUUUUCUUCACCUCUUUCCUUUUGUAAAUUAAAUCAACGACAUAUUUGUACUGCUAAAUGCAGAGGUGGAAAAAUCAUUAGUUCUGAAAGCAAAAUGACAUUCAACAGCAUUUUUUUGUCAAUCUAAUUCACACGUUUCAUCAAAUUGUGUGGUAAGCAGUGCUGGGUUUUUUACCCAAGAUUCGUUUUUUGUUAUGAACUCUUUCCCUGAUAUUUAAUUUGGUUUUUCAGGAAAAAAAAAUGACUAUCUCGAUUUUCUUCCAAAAAAAUGUAAAGAAUUUGCCCCAUAUUUAAACCUUAUAUUGUGAAAAGAAAUAUGGAAGGUACUCAAUGCAAGAAGCUUGAUCUAGUUUUCCUUAAAUGUUAUAAUCAUGCAAAAAUACGUGGUACUCAUCGCAUUUCUUUUGUCCAAAUAUGUUAAUUUGAAAACAUUGAAUGAGCAUAGGGACAUCCCAUCUGGUGGACUGAUUUGCUUUUCCAAUAGGCACAUAAAAAAUAUGACCAUUGCUCAGGAGUUUUACAAAAGCCUUUUAGAUGGGAAAAGACAUCUUUUGGAUUCAUAUGAGAUCUGGGUUUCAAUUAUUCAGUUUAUUGUUACACUAAUUUUAUGCUUGUGUCUGUGUGUUUAUGUGAUUUAUAAACAUUUUCAUAUGAACUAAGGUUAUUGUGUUUUUCUUU
Messenger RNA from Hevea brasiliensis (rubber tree), 4988 nucleotides. Its product is annotated as putative disease resistance protein RGA3. The record is from RefSeq and is a predicted model, not a curated record. Lineage: Eukaryota; Viridiplantae; Streptophyta; Magnoliopsida; Malpighiales; Euphorbiaceae. Gene Ontology annotation, molecular function: ADP binding. Gene Ontology annotation, biological process: defense response to other organism. Bases 216 to 3431 code for a protein of 1071 amino acids. The transcript has 2 exons.